This is a messenger RNA of Aspergillus melleus, 999 nucleotides long. It is a transcript of the gene pmeA, whose product is annotated as putative pectin methylesterase. The record is from RefSeq and is a predicted model, not a curated record. Bases 1 to 999 code for a protein of 332 amino acids. Gene Ontology annotation, molecular function: pectinesterase activity. The transcript has 3 exons. Lineage: Eukaryota; Fungi; Ascomycota; Eurotiomycetes; Eurotiales; Aspergillaceae. Gene Ontology annotation, biological process: cell wall modification.
AUGUCUCUCCUCACCUCCUUUUUCCUUUUCUUCAUCCUCCCCAUCCUGACCCUCUCCACCAACCUCACCACCCGAACAAUUCCCCCGGACAACUGCCUCGUCGUCGACCAAUCCAGCACCAACAACACCAGUAACGUAUACAGAAACAUCACCGCCGCCCUCGACAGCCUCCCCACUUCCUCGUCAUCAGCAUGCAUCUACAUCGCCUCUGGCACCUACGAAGAACAGCUCGUGAUCAAGUACCCCGGCACGCUGACCAUCUUCGGCGAGACCAACGAUACAAGCACCUACGCGCAUAAUACGGUCACAAUCAUGCAUACGAUCUCCUCGCCUGAGGCCGGUUCGUUGGUUGAUAGUGCCACCGUAGCGGCUGAGAGCGAUGGGUUGAGGAUGUAUAAUGUUAACGUUGUCAAUGGGUUUGGGGCGGGGGCACAGGCUGUUGCACUCUCCGCGAACGGCGACAAAAUGGCCUUUUAUGCCUGCCAAUUCAUCGGCUACCAGGACACGUUGUACGCGAAAGACGGAACGCAAUAUUAUAAGAACUGUUAUAUUGAAGGAGCCGUCGACUACAUCUUCGGCGCGGCAUCCGCCUACCUCUCAACCUGCACCAUCGUCUCCACCGGCAAAGGCUACAUAACAGCCAUGUCACGACAACUCGAAUCCGACCCGGCCUGGUACGCCUUCGACUCAUGCACGAUCAGCGCCGCACCGGGGCUCGAGGACGAGUUAGCCGGAAAGGUAUACCUGGGACGACCGUGGCGGGUUCUCGCGAGAGUGAUCUAUCAGAAUUCCAAGCUUAGUGGGAUUAUUCAUGAAGAUGGGUGGACGACCAUGGCGGAGGGCGCGACCCCGCUGUUCUAUGAGUGGGGGAAUGAAGGGGAGGGAGCGGAUACAGGGAAGAGGGUUUGGGAGAGUGAGAUUGAGGGAGAGGUUGAGAGGGAGGUGGUUCUGGGGGAGGAUUGGGAGGAGUGGGUGGAUGUUGAGGGGGGGUGGGUUUGA